AUGCAGAGAGUCCAUCUCCUGAAGAAAUGCAGCUCAGAUGCUCCCCGGCAGGAAGCAGGAAAUGUAGCUGUUCGGGCGCAGCAGGGCGGCUGCCGGAGCGCCCCUCAGGUGGAGCGCAGCCGGGGCGGCAUGCGGAGCGCCGGGCUCGCCGCCCUGCUCUCGGCCCUGGCGCUGGCCGCGGGAGCGGCCGGCACUGACCCUGGAAAUGAUGGAUCAGGAGAUGGAUCGAUGAUAUUACCCACUUUUACAGCAACACAUCUUCCUGCUACGAGUCCUUCGACUGUGGAUGACCAUGAGCCAGUACUUGCAAGCGCUACUGAAAGCAGCUUUGAUACACAGAGUUCUCCAAGUACUGAACUGAAUGCUGUGAACUAUGGGGACAGCCUAGAAGCAGCAGAACAGUCUAUCUUGAUAUAUGUUGUUCCUGUGGCGCUGCUGGUCCUGCUGAUUUUGUUGAUCACAUUUUUUGUAAUGCAUCAUAAAAGGAAAAAAUCCAAGCAAGAUGAGCUGGGAAGUGAAAAUGUAAAAAGUCCUAUUUUUGAAGAAGACACACCCUCUGUUAUGGAGAUAGAAAUGGAAGAGCUUGAUAAAUGGAUGAACAGCAUGAACAAAAAUGGUGACUGUGAAUGUUUACCUACUGUAAGAGAAGAAGAAAAAGAAUCAAUUGCCAACCCAAGUGAUGGUGAAUCAUGAAGUCCUCACGACACCAAAGAACUGGCUAAAGGGAUGCAGCACAUAAGCUCAUCAUCCCCCAGAUAUUGGAAGAACUGGAUUUAAAUAAUAAUAAUUCAUCUCAAAAGGCCAGAGAAGCAAAUGUUUUUGUUGUAUCCUGCUUUGUAUGGUCUUCAGAAAGGAAACAUCACCAAGGGAAAAAAAGAAAAUGAAAA
Lonchura striata (white-rumped munia) is the source of this 887-nucleotide messenger RNA. Lineage: Eukaryota; Metazoa; Chordata; Aves; Passeriformes; Estrildidae. The record is from RefSeq and is a predicted model, not a curated record.